Messenger RNA from Hypanus sabinus (Atlantic stingray), 5686 nucleotides. RefSeq names its product selenoprotein N (gene selenon). Gene Ontology annotation, molecular function: calcium ion binding. Gene Ontology annotation, cellular component: endoplasmic reticulum membrane. Lineage: Eukaryota; Metazoa; Chordata; Chondrichthyes; Myliobatiformes; Dasyatidae. The record is from RefSeq and is a predicted model, not a curated record. The transcript has 12 exons. Gene Ontology annotation, biological process: skeletal muscle fiber development; calcium ion homeostasis.
GGCAGGGCGCGGAUGGACGGCGGCUAGGGUCCGGACUGCGGGGCGGAUGGAGUCGGAUGUGAGGCAGCGUAAGACCCCGCGGAACGGGGAGCAGGAGCAGGACCGAGGACCGGCCCCAUCGCGAGUGGUGCCCGGCGGAGCCAAGAGCGGCCGCCCGGGGCUCCUGCUGCUGGGACUCGGGCUCGGGCUCGUAACCGUGGGCGCCGUGGGAUGGAAAUAUUACACAGAUUUCCAGCGAGCGAAGCAAGAUAAUGCUCUGAAGACACUCGGCAAUGAAGGCUUGUUCUUGUUUUCUUCAUUUGACGUUAACAAUGACUUGUACCUCAGUCCAGAAGAAUUUAAGCCUUUAGCUGAAAAACUAACAGGAAGUAUCCAGGCCCCUGUUUAUGAUGAUGAAGCGGAGACAGACCCUGACGCAGAGACGUUGACGAUUGAAGCUGCUUUCCGGCCGCUGCUCCUGGAAUCUAUGACCAAGAGCAAAGACGGAUUUCUUGGAGUCUCUCGUGGCUCUCUAUCGGGACUGAGGAACUGGAAAACUCCGGAACUGUCCUCUAGUGUGUUCAGUACCAGCCUGUUUAAAGCCUUCCUCCCUCUCAAGGAUAAAAUGGAGCUGGGAGAGGCAUGGUGGAUAAUCCCCAGUGAGCUCAACAUCUUCACAGGAUACCUCUCGAACAAUAGGUUUUACCCUCCAACACCGCAAGGAAGAGAGGUCCUUAUUCAUAAACUGCUUGGCAUGUUCCACCCUCGGCCCUUUGUGAAGACGCGAUUCGCUCCUCAGGGAGCAGUGGCCUGUAUCCGAGCCGUCAGCGACUUCUACUAUGACAUCGUGUUCCGGAUCCAUGGAGAGUUUCAGCUGAACGAGCCUCCGGAUUUCCCCUUCUGGUUCACGCCAGGACAGUUCACUGGGCACGUCACCCUCUCGAAAGAUGCCUCGCAUGUCCGAGACUUCUGGAUGUACGUUCCCAAUGGCAGGUCUCUGAAUGUGGACAUGGAGUGGCUGUACGGGACGGGCGACAGCGGAAACAUGGAGGUGGAUAUAGGUUACCUGCCGCAGAUGGAACUCAAAGCCGCAGGCCCCUCCUUUCCGAGUGCUAUUCACGAUGAGAAUGGAAAUGUAAUCGACACCGCCGACCCGUCGGGGGAGCCCAUUCAGUUUGUUUUUGAGGAGAUUCACUGGCAGUCUGAAAUCAGCUUUGAAGAGGCUGCCAAGAAGCUGGAGACAACUUUGUAUCCCUUUAAAAAGGUUUCCUACCUUCCUUUCACCGAAGCCUUUGAGCGCGCCAAGGCAGAAGACAAGUUGGUGCAUUCCAUAUUACUGUGGGGGGCACUCGACGACCAGUCCUGCUGAGGUUCGGGGCGGACUCUGCGAGAGACAGUUCUCGAGAGUUCGCCCGUUCUCUCGCUGCUGAAUGAAAGUUUUGUCAGCAGCUGGUCCCUGGUCAAGGAGCUGGAGGAUCUCCAGAGCAAGCAGGAGAAUGAAGAACAUGCCCGGUUAGCGAGCCUGCAUUUGGAACACUAUAACUUCCCUGUCGAGAUGCUCAUCGCUUUACCAAACGGUGUGGUGGUUCACCACAUCAAUGCAAACUAUUUCCUUGAUGUCACUUCUAUGAAGCAGGAUGAGAUGGACAAGGGCCUCUUCAUCUCUUCACGGUUCGAGGACCCUUCCACGGCAGCUUAUGUACAAUUUCUGAAGGAAGGACUGGAAAAGGCCAAGCAGUUUGUACCGUCCUAACUAUGAGGAACACGUCAGGAAUGUGGUUCAGACUGACCGCACUGCUGCUUCCCUACAGGCCUUGAUGCACGGUCUUCACCAAUAAUUCACCCAGGAAACCAGGCCACGUGGGCUUCAGCCACUGAGAAAACGGACAACGUUUUUGUUGCUGAAAUGUCUGUGUGCAUGAGUGAGCAGAGGCAUGGUAUGUGUUGGAACAUCCCCCUGCUGCAUCAGGUGUUGAAUCCAUCAGUUGUCUAUGGAAAUGUUGGUGGAAACUAGGAGGACUGAGAAACCAAAUGAUUUUUAGAUGCUGAAUGUAAAACUCUCCCUGUCCCAUUAUUAGUCAUCAAAAAAGAUGAGAAUAUCCUAUUUCAACACUUUUAGGGUUACUUCAGGAACAUUAUUUCCAUCUUGUUUUCUGCUUAAAAUUAAGUGAACACUGGUAGGCCCCAGAGCUUAUUGAGACAUGACUCCGAGUUUCAAACUUGCAAUACAGUAACCUUAAGUGUCUCAUUCCUUGCUUUCACAUCCUGCAGCGCUGGUGAUGUCCAGUUGCUGAAGCAGUUCCAGGGGGAGGAACUCAUACCCCCUUCCCAUUCCCUCCUGUGAAACAUACUUCCAUAUCCCUAGGAUCUCAAGGUUAGCUGGAUCUUUGACCAAUCAAGCUUGAAUCUUCCCCUCCCUGUCAUCCCCAUAAGUCAUAAAUAUGAUUGGUGGUGCGGCUGAAUUUCUGGUCUCGUUAUCUUGUCUCAUUUCCUGUUUGAAGAGAUCGUGCUCUUCCAUAUGCAAAGAUUUAACCCAGUAUGUAGUACCUUCUAGCUUUUCAGCAAGAGGGGAGGGCAAGACAGAGAGAGGACUAAACACAUGGUGUCAAAUGAUCAAUUUCCUUAAAAGAGACUUUCUAACCAAAGACCACUUUUUUUAAAAAAGCUAAGAUUCAGAUAAGUAUGAAUUGACGCAGAAGCAGAAUAUAGGCUUGGCUGUGAAUUAUUCAAAUGCCUUCAUUCUGAACAGAGAACAGUACAGCACUGAAACAGACCCCUUGGCCCUCUCUGUUGUACCGAACCAGCUAAAAAGGAAAUGAAGAGACACCCAAAACUAAUCCCUCCAGCCUACACACAUCCAUCUGCCUAUCCAAAUGUCUCUCAAAAGCCUCUAAUACCAUACCAGGUAUCUACCACUCAGUAAAAAAAAACUUACCCUCACAUCCCCCUUGAACCUACCUCCUCUCACCUUCAAUGCAUGCCCUCUGGUGUUACCCUGGGAAAAAGAUACUCCCCGUUUACUCUACCUGAGCCUCUCAUAACUUUAUAAACCUCUAUCAGAUCUCCCGUCAGCCUCUGCUGUUCCAGAGAAAACAUCUUAAGUUUAUCUAGCCUCAUGUGAUAGCACAUGCCCUCUAAACCAGGCAGCAUCCUGGUAAACCUCUUAUGCACCCUGUCCAAAGCCUCAACAUCCUUCCUUUAGUGGGGCAAUCAGAAAUGUAUGCGAUACUCCAGAUGUGGCGUAACCAGAGUUUUAUAAAGUUGCAACAUAACCUCUUGCCUCAAUGCCUCAACUAGUAAAAGCAAGCAUUCCACCAGCUGUCUUAACCACAUUAUUGACCUGUAUAGCCACUUUCAAGGAGCUAUGAACUUGGACCCCAAGAUCGCUGCUCAGCAACAUCUCUUCUGUUUGAUGAUGUUUGAAAAAGAAGUCAAAAGUUUAAUAACACAAAAUUCAUUAAGCCCAUCAUUAUCAGGCUUGCUGAAAAUAACUUAUUUCUUUUACAAUGGUCAAAUUUUUAUUAACGUUUUAAAAAAUCCUUAUUAAAAAUCAGUAUUCCUUGUAGGGCAUCCCAUGUUUGAAUAUCCCUUUGUUUAAAUGCUUUGUUUAAACAAAGUCUCCCUGUUGGUGGUGAGUUUUUUUAUGGCCUGAAAUUAAAUGUCUGUCAGAUCUGUUCACUUCUCUCUUUAUAAUAACUUUACAUCUCUAUUCAACUUUAUUCCAGUUUUAAAAUCUGCCAGUCAGGCCUGGAAUGAUGUGUGCUAGUCUGUUUUUGAACGAAACUGAAUGAUUAGAAUUGAGGACGUUGGAAAGUCUCAACUUAAGGUUUAUUUGACAGGUGGGGAUGGGAUAUGGGAGGUUAGUCCCUUUAAAAAGGCCCUUCAACUUCAAGGUAGGAGACAAAAUAACCCUUCCCUGAUAUAACAUGGAACAAACUCCACUGAAUUGUAACUUAAUUCUUAUGAACAGGAGAGUAUAUUUAAAAUUCUGCACACUUCUCCAAUUUAAUUCAAUUAUGUAGAAAAUAAACAGUGCAUUAACUAAGAAGCCUAGUUCAACCAAACCCAUCUCCAAUAAAUCAAAAAUUACAAAGGAACACACUCAGAAUGCUGGAGGAACUUAGGUGAGGCAGCACCUAUAGAAAAGAUUUGUUUUGAGCAGAAACCCUUUUUCAGGACUGAGGGGGAUGGGAGGAGAUACCUGAAUAAAAGGGUGAGGGGAGGUUAAGCCAGUUGGGUGGGAGAAGUCAAGUGCUGGAGAAGAUAGAAUGAUUGGAAAGGAGAGCAGACCAUAGGAAAAAGGGAAGGGGGUGAGAUGUAAAAGAUCAGAGCAGGGGGGGAAUAAAGGAAGGGUGGUUUCUUCACGGAAAGGGUGAUGAAGAAAAUUAUGAAGAGUUUUGAGUAAAUGAAGCCAACUUUUAGAAUCUGUAACCAGAAGACCCCGUUUCUAUGAAAUAUGGGAGAAAAGACAGGAGAUGAGCAAAGCCUAUUUGGAACAGAUGUUUGAAAAAGGCAAAGUUUAUUGGAACCUUUGGUUCUUUUAGCCUAGCUUCAGAAUGAUAAGUAAACUGGAGGAACUUUCUACCAUUCUAGUAAUGGAGUCAUUAUCCAGUGACAUCAGACCGGAAGCUGGGGAUAGGAGAACAAGAGUUGAAGUGCUUUGGGAACAGGUGAUCCAAAGUCCUCAAGUUUUCCCUGAGCCAUUUCAUAUCUGUCCCAAAAUGACAGAAAUCUUAAUUGAUUUAAGUAAAUCUAUACUAAGUGCUUUCACCACUGCCCGAAAGACUGCUGUGACCACAUUAAUACUUGUCUGUUAACAAGGGAGCCUGGCUCACGUUCCUGGAUGUUUAGAGUCAUAGAAAAGUACAGCACCAAAACAGGUCAUCUCGUCCGUGCUGAACCAUAUAAACUGCCCACUCCCAUCGACCUACACUGGGAGCACAGCACUCCACACCCCUUCCAUCCAUACACCUCUCCAAACUCCUCUUAAAUGUUGAAAUUGAGCUCACAGCUCAUUCCACUUUCACAGCCCUCGGAGUGAAGCUCCCCCUCAUGUUCUUAUUAAAGUUGUCACCUUUCACCUUUAAUCCAUGACCUCUGGUUGUCGUCCCACCCAACUUCAGUGGAAAAAGCCUGCUUGCAUUUGCCCUGUCUAUACCCCUCAUCAUUUUGUAUACCUCUAUCAAAUCUCUCAAUCUUCAACUCAGGGCAGAAAUCCAUUCAUCUGUCCUAAUCCAUCAGCAUAUACUAAAUGGGAUUUUAUCCACGGGAUAGGGUCUUCAAUGACGUGAACAUCAACUAGUUUUAUAAAAUCCAGGUACACUGCCAGUGUGGGUAUAUGAAAGGCAAAGGCAUACCACUAUCCGACUUGCACAAGUGCGAAAGAGCAGCCAGGUCUACUUGCAACCUGAACAGACAUUUGAAUAAGGUAAAUGGAACUGUGCCUCAAGGCUUUCUAUAGGCAGACUCAUGUAAUUUAAAGGCUGUUCCCUGGCCAACCAUUACUGUUCCUAUGCAAAGAUGGCUUCUCUUUUAAAACUAUUUUAUCAAAUCUACAAAAUACUUAUAGUCCGAGGUAGAUAGGUUUGACGUUUUAAAAUUUGACCUCAUUUUAUACAUUUACAGAUCCAGUAUUAUUUUGUACACUGGGGAUAAGGGUAUCAGAAGUGGCUGUGGGGAGAAUCCAGAUCUGGUCAUCUAGAAGCCA